CCAUGGAGACCUGUAAAUUUCUUUCUUUGGCUCAUUGGCAGAUUGUAAUUUUCAGUUAAGGAUUUUGUAAUGUUACUCACUGUAAAAUUAUUAUUUUACUGGAGGUAGGUGCGGUUUUAUGGAGAAUAAAUUCCAUUUAGUUAACUAAUGUACUGACCAUAGGUGGCAUUGUGGCAUAGUCAGUAGCUGGCAGAAAGCUAUUAUAUCCAUGUAACUUAAUCGCAAGCCAGCAACCAAUUAAACCAAUUAAAGUUUAUUCCAGUAGUGACGUAAAUCCUACUAAAAUCCUCGAACAACAGGUGGCCAUCAGAAAAUAAACACUCCCUCACUGACGAUAGCAGAGCUUGUUGAUUAAUUAGUUGUUAACAACCUGUGUUCCAAUUAGCCGAAUUAAUUAAUACUCCAUUAUGGAGGAUGCAGGCUCAGCUAAACAAAAGGUUUCACUAUAUUUGGUGAAAUCUCUUUCAUCGGCAGUAUCCUAAUUGAACUAGCCUAAUGGAGAACCUAGGGGAGCUGAUCCUGAACUUGUUGAGUUCAGUAUCCUCUGUCUGAUCCACAGAGCUAAAGACACAACUCUACAUUUAGGAUUGGACCUAUUGGCCCUGAAGAGGUGGGAUCAAAUGCAGGCAAUGAGAAACAGGAAGCAUCUGAGAUAAGGACCAUUUGGUAGAACAUCGAUUACAAGCAUACUGGUAGUAGUACAGAGAGGGUUAGCUUUACGAGUAUAGGCAUUUUCUCUAUGUCUUACAGGUCAUAGGACAGAUUAAUUAUUUAUUAUAAGAUUUAUCCAUGAUGAUAGCCAAUAAAACUGUCACAUUGAUUAAAAAGGCACCAACAGGUCAGCUGACGGGUGUCCCGAUGGCUUUAUACCUAGUCCUUGUGCUGCUUGGAAUUCUGGGAAAUGCUAUGGUGAUCUUGGUGGUAGGGAACAGUAUUAUUCGGGAGCCUGGAGGGGGACGCAACUCCGACAUGAUCCUGGUCAACAUGGCCUUAUCUAACCUGCUGGUGUCGGUGAUGAGGAACACCCUGCUGGUCACCUCAGACUUUGGACUCGAGGUGUUACCCGGUAAGGACUGGUGUCGGUUCCUGAUGGGCGUGUGGGUCUGGCUCCGUGCAGCGAAUGUUUGGUCGACGCUUUUUCUGAGUGCUUUCCACUUUUACACUUUGAAAAGGAUAGGCCCUCCUACCUCUAGUCUAAACCCAUCACGUGGUCCUCCCAAAGCCCUACUAAUGUGCUUCGGUCUCAUCUGGACCCUCAAUCUCCUCUACUCGGUCCCUGCUUUUGUGUACUCUACAAAUGGAGGCAAGAACGCCAGUGAGACAUUGAUGUUAGUGAGCAGUACAACACGUCCACUACUGGGCUGCUUGUGGGAUUUUCCCUCCAUUUACAGUGGUCUUGUAUUUGCCACCACGUCCAUGGUGAUCCAUGAGGUCAUCCCCAUCGUCCUCAUGAGCAGCACGAACCUGGGCUCGCUCCUCAUACUGUACGCACACGGAAACGCACACAAAACCACCAGUAAGGAUCAGGAUGCUCCGGUUCUACGCAGAGUGCCGGCGGAGAGACGUGCAGCCAAGGUCAUUCUAGCCUUGAUCAUUUUGUUCAUCAUUUCCUGGGGUGCCAGUGUCAUCUCAGUGAACUACUUUAACUACAACCGUGGUGCCUCAUCUGCAUACCUGCUGGUUCUCGCACGUUUCUUCAACAGUGGUUUUAUUGCUUUGUCCCCCAUCAUACUGGCUGUGGGACACCGCAAACUCCGAGAGGUCAUAAAGUCUAUUGUCAAGUAAAGACAGUAAGCUUAUUAUGCAUGAAAGCCUAUCUAAAACCUGUCUAUACUUUAGUUUAUGAUCUAAUAGUGUCAAACUGAAUUAAACAUUAAAUUGGAUUCAAUAAACAUAGACAUAUGUACAUUUUUCUGCAAACUCUGUGUAAUUGUAUAUUACAUAAUGCAACCUGUCAUGUAUUUUAAUGCAACAUUUUAUUUAUUUUGUUUAUUUAUUGAUUUAUUUAACCUGUUAAACAAAGGUGUUCAACAGACAUCCAUUUCUGGUCCUGUCAAAUAUUCUGUUUUUAAUAUAUUUCAUUGUUAAGUUGUAAGGAAUGUUUAUAUUCAUAGUAAUAUUCAUUUAUUCAUUGUAAUAGUCAUACUACGUACAGGCAUGUUUUUGCAAACAAAAAAAGAUUCUUUAUAAUGAUAUGUACAUAUGCGUUUCAGAUUAAAGGCACGCUUAUGUUUCAUAAUGUACAUAUACUAGGCUAUAUGGCUAAACGUACAGUAUGUGGACACUUUAACAUAACGCUCAUAUGUGUUGAUAUUGUUGAACAUCCCAUUCUAGGUUUAGUCCCCUCUUUGCUGUUAUAAUAACCUCCAAUCUUCUGGAAAAGCGUUUCACUAGAGUUUGGAGCGUAGUGAGAUCAGGCACUGAUGUCGGGAGAGGAGGUCUGGGGUGCAGUCUGUGUUCUAGUUCAUCCCAAAGGUGUUCAAUGGGGUUGAGGUCAGGGCUCUGUGCAGGUCACUCGAGUUCUUCCACUCCAUCCUUGGCAAACCGUAUCUUCAUGGAGCUGGCUUUGUGUACUGGAUCGUUGUCAUGCUGGAACACGUUUGGAUGUCUUAGUUCAAGUGAAGGGAAAUUAUAACGCUACAGCAUACAGAAACCUUCUAUACAAUUCUGUGCUUCCAGCUUUGUGGAAGAACCCCAUAUGGUUGUGAUUGUCAGGUGUCGACAAACCUUUUGGCCAUGUUGUGUAUUGUGGCGUUUGAAUUGAUAAUUAGAUUUCUAAAAUGUCCAUGUGUUCUGUUUUU
Molecule: messenger RNA, 2801 nt
Organism: Ictalurus punctatus (channel catfish)
Lineage: Eukaryota; Metazoa; Chordata; Actinopteri; Siluriformes; Ictaluridae
Product: olfactory receptor class A-like protein 4
Exons: 4
Coding region: 790-1785 (331 amino acids)
Biological process (GO): G protein-coupled receptor signaling pathway
Cellular component (GO): membrane
Molecular function (GO): G protein-coupled receptor activity
Source: RefSeq, a predicted model, not a curated record